Messenger RNA from Paramacrobiotus metropolitanus, 2097 nucleotides. RefSeq names its product cyclin-dependent kinase 8-like. Gene Ontology annotation, molecular function: ATP binding; RNA polymerase II CTD heptapeptide repeat kinase activity; cyclin-dependent protein serine/threonine kinase activity. Lineage: Eukaryota; Metazoa; Tardigrada; Eutardigrada; Parachela; Macrobiotidae. Gene Ontology annotation, biological process: protein phosphorylation. Bases 233 to 1624 code for a protein of 463 amino acids. Gene Ontology annotation, cellular component: nucleus; mediator complex. The record is from RefSeq and is a predicted model, not a curated record. The transcript has 12 exons.
ACUUUUGUUUGUUUUUGUUGGGUUUAGACUUUUUUCUGUUAUUAGUUACGCUGUUUUGUGGUUAUUGUUUCAAGCGAAUUUAUUAACUUUAACUAAGACCUUUCUUACGUUAACUUUUGUUGAUCAGCUAAUAAGUGUUUGCCUGUUUGGUGGCAUUUCGUGAUUAAAUUCCGCUGACUAGUGUGCUCUGGUAGAGUGGUACUAAUCCUGGAAGAUCGUAAAGUGUGCAGAGAUGGCGCAAGUCAGUAUGGGCAUGGAUCAUGAUUUCAAAAUGCGAACAUCUCAGGAACGUGCCAGAGUGGAAGAUAUUUUUGAUUAUGAAGGAUGCAAAGUUGGUCGCGGAACUUAUGGCCAUGUAUAUAAGGCCAAACGCAAAGAUAGGUCUGAUGAAAGGGAAUACGCGCUGAAGCUGAUUGAAGGAACGGGAAUCAGCAUGUCCGCAUGCAGAGAAAUCGCCUUAUUACGGGAACUUCGUCAUCCCAACGUUAUUAACCUGCAGAAAGUGUUCCUCUCCAUGGGCGACAGGAAAGUCUGGCUGCUCUUUGAUUUCGCCGAGCACGAUUUGUGGCAUAUUAUAAAAUUCCACCGGGCGGCGAAAGCUACGAAGAAGACAGUCAGUGUUCCUAAAAGCAUGAUAAAAAGCCUGCUGCAUCAAAUUCUGGACGGCAUCCAUUACCUGCACCAAAACUGGGUGCUGCAUAGAGAUCUGAAACCGGCUAACAUUUUGGUGAUGGGCGAAGGAGCAGAGCGUGGGCGCGUCAAGAUUGCGGAUAUGGGAUUUGCACGCCUUUUUAACUGCCCGCUGAAACCUUUGGCUGAUUUGGAUCCGGUUGUGGUAACGUUUUGGUACCGUGCACCGGAAUUGCUUUUGGGAGCAAGACAUUAUACAAAGGCGAUAGAUAUUUGGGCCAUUGGAUGUAUUUUCGCCGAGUUGCUCACAAGUGAACCUAUUUUUCACUGUCGACAGGAAGACAUAAAAGCGAAUAGUCCGUAUCAUCAUGAGCAGCUGGACAGAAUAUUCAAUGUGAUGGGUUAUCCCAAUGAAAGAGACUGGGAAGAUCUGAAAUGCAUGCCGGAGUAUGGCACAUUAAACAAGGAUUUCAAGCGAACAAAUUACGCCAGCUGUUCUUUAACGAAGUAUACAGAAAAACACAAAAUCAAAUCCGACAGCCGGGCGUUCCAGCUGCUUUCCAGACUGCUGAUUAUGGAUCCUACGAAGAGAUUAACGUCUGAGAGUGCUAUGAAAGACCCCUACUUUCUAGAAGAUCCUCUCCCAACCGCAGACGUUUUUGCCGGCUGCACUAUUCCUUACACGAAGCGGGAAUUUAUUACAGACGAAGAAGAGAAAGAGGAUCCGAAUAAGGUGCGGGCGUCGUCUGCGUUGGACACAUCCAGCACAGCAGCUGGAGUAAAUGAUGCCUUGGCGCAGUCUUCGGCUCCUAAGAAGCCGAAACUGUCUACUCAACAGCACGGCCAGGAUUUUCAGGCUCCGGGACAUUCUGGUGCUCAGGCAACCACGACAACGGACACGCAGUCUGGCACAACCAUUUCAUCAAGCACAUUUACCCCAGCGGUAAACACAUCGCACUCUUCUAGUUCCCGGCAUUAUUCCCAAAGAUAUUGAGUGAUCUUCUGAAGACACCAAAUUUUGGAUCUCACUUACAGUACAGUAUUAACCUUCAAUUGUUUCAAUUCAACUGUUUGUCUCGGUGAAGUGGUUCUGCACUUCUUGCUGACUUUUAAAUGUUUCCAACUUCGAUGUGGUAUGCUGUUGCACCAUUUAAAUGUAAACCUGACACACUGGCCUUUGUUUCGGUUGUUUGUAAGUGGCUACGGUUAGUGCAGUAUUAUGGUUGAACACUUCUGUACAUUAUAAAUAACACUAGAGGAAUAAAUACGAGUAAUCAAUGAGAACUACUCUAAUCUAGGUUGGAUAGUGAGUGGAUCAGUGUGUGCACUGCGCGCGUACUGCAAAGUGCAAUCUCCGUUUGGACCAUUGUUUAAUUUUGUUGGAUCGAGGAAAUAUACUGUUUUGUUUUUUAUCAACUUGUAUUUCUCAUUUAUCAAAAGAUGCGUCGGAACUUGCUAGCGUUAUCA